This is a messenger RNA of Lampris incognitus (smalleye Pacific opah), 3550 nucleotides long. It is a transcript of the gene dtx3, whose product is annotated as deltex E3 ubiquitin ligase 3. Gene Ontology annotation, biological process: Notch signaling pathway; protein ubiquitination. NCBI's taxonomy places the organism in Eukaryota, Metazoa, Chordata, Actinopteri, Lampriformes, Lampridae. The transcript has 4 exons. Gene Ontology annotation, molecular function: metal ion binding. The record is from RefSeq and is a predicted model, not a curated record. The coding region runs from base 658 to 1770 and encodes 370 amino acids.
CGCAUUAUUAAUAGCUGCUUUUGGUCCCAGUCAGCUCGGACAUGGACGGAAAUCGAAGUCGGAGACGUGUGGAGGAAUUGACGGAGUACACGAUCCGUGUCGGAUGAGCUGUCAGCUGUGCAGCAGCCGGCGGCGUGCUCGACGAGAGAGAAGUGUGAAGCUUUCAGACUCUACGCCUGUUAGCCCAAGGACGUAACGAGCAAGGCAAAAACAGACGAGCCAGAGACCCGAGGUGCUUCACAAGGGAACCGAUGGCUUGUUUGCCACGACCAGGAUAGGGGACCCCCCCCCCCCAAAAAAAGAAAAAGGCAAGCGAUAUAGACACUGAACGCGACUGGAUAUCAUGUCUUGACUACAAAAGACCGCUUAUCCGCAGAUAAACUGCAGCAGGCGGGAGAGGCCUCUUCCUGUAUGGAGGAGGGUGCUCUUUAUUUAAUCCAGACAUAAACCUCACUCAACAACGUCGAGUGAAGGGGGGGGGGUAAUCCGAAAUAUCAAGAGGAGACGUUAAAAUCAUCGCCGAAAUCGUCAGCACUUGUUGGAAAUCGGGUCAUUUUCGCCUCCUUUUUGGCAAUGGCUCGAAAAACACGAAAUGAUAUCGACCUGGGGUGAUCAACGGGAUUCAACGGGAAGCUUUAUCCGCAAUUGAGGAAAUUUAUGGGAUCACAAGUUUCAUCUGAUGAAAUGAGUGUGCGUGCUGGCCAGGGUAGUGAUGAGGUGCUGGUGUCACAAGCGGUGUGGGAUUACCUGGCUGCAGCUGGGCGGCCCUGGCUUAUUGACUUUCAGGACAAGCAGGGGAUGAGUGCUGGUAUCAUUAGGCGAGGAGAAAGGGGGGGCUGCUGUGCUGUAAGGCUUCAGCCAGUGGAGGGCUCGCGGAGGGCUGGCGCUGCCGGGAUGAUGGAUGGACCCAUCUCCAACGAGACCCGCAAAGCCUUCAUUGACUUAUGCCGCUGUGCCCGCAAGGAAAUGAGCAAACAGGAGGGUGGGCCCAAGAGGAAGCGGACUCUUCUGCCUUGCGUCGGAGUUCUGGAGCCGAAUGGAGAGGGGAGCCUCCUUCCCCCACCACCUCCCCAGCCUCGGCGUUCCCAGAGGCAGCAGCAGAGGCUAAGGAAGCCUGCUGACGAGGAAGCCUGCAUGAUGCUCCAUGAAACAGCCCAGAACAAGGACAUGGACCCUGGCAUUGGCUCCCACAACGAGGCUGAGGACAACACUUCUUGCUCUAUCUGCAUGGGGGAUAUAGUGGACAAAACAACGCUGGAGAGGUGUGGCCACUCUUUCUGUCGCUCUUGCCUGGAUCAAGCCUUCAAGGUGAAGAGAGCAUGUCCUGUGUGUCGGUUAGUGUAUGGCCAGUUGAUCGGGGAUCAGCCUGCAAAUGGCAGUAUGAUGGUAGAAAGAGACCCAGAUCUGGAGCUUCCUGGCCAUGAAGGCUACGGAUGUAUCUGCAUCAUCUACAGCUUCCCUCCUGGCCUGCAGGCACCAGAACACCCAAACCCAGGAGUGCGGUACCCAGGGACGGACCGUGUGGCCUACCUCCCAGACAGCCCCGAGGGGAACCGAGUGCUGGGCCUGCUACGGCGGGCCUUUGAACAGCGCCUUAUCUUCACUAUCGGUACCUCCAUGACCACUGGCAUGCAUAAUGUCAUCACCUGGAAUGAUAUUCACCACAAGACCUCGAUAUGGGGAGGACCCCGCUGUUUCGGCUACCCGGACCCCACUUACCUGGUGCGAGUGACAGAGGAGCUCAGAGAGAAAGGGAUCACGACAGACUGACGGUGUGGAAGUUGAUGGACUGUUCUGGUACCUUCUAGAGCUUCGGACCGUCUCCUUGCAGCAUAUGUACACGACUAGGCUGCAGGUUCGGUUGUGAGACUGACCAGGCCUUAAGGCACAGCUGAAGACAAGGCCCUCAACUGACUCUAGUCUAAUGCUGCAGCAGGGUCCACCUCACCACACUUAAUUGUUCCCCUGUUCAUUAAUUUUGCUCGUGUUUUUGUCUUAACCCAGUGCUUUUGGGUGGAAGAAAAGGAGUGCAGUGCAUUCUCAUAUGACCCAGUCCUCUACUCAUCACUGUUGGCAACAGGACUGGUAUCUGAUGUGCUCAUUUAAGAGUAUCACAGUGUGUUUGCGGUACUUACACAGUAUCAGGAGAUCUUACAUAUGAAAUGUUUAAGUUGAAACUCAUGUUAUAUUAAUGUUUAGUUCUGCACUGGGGAACACUUUGUUUGUUAUAAGCACACACUCUUGUUUUUGUACCCCCCCACUCCAGUUAUAGUACUUGGAUUAUGUGGCAGAAUAGCCCUGCUUCAACUGAAAGAAAUCAUUUUUAGGUUUUUGCAAUCUUAAGCACUCACAGGCACUUUGGUAUGGGAGUCUGUCUCACAGUGAAGUACAGUUGGUGUGCGUUUUGCUUCCACUCCAUGGAAUAGUGCUCGGACAAACAGGUCUCUGCAGCCACAAGACAUUAGCUUGGCACCUAUAAGCUGAUGUCAGCUGCUUGGAGCUCUUCCUCUGCGUUUGAUCUUCCUCAUCUUGCUUUACUUUUUGUUCCUAUUGGAAGAAUGUUAUUUGGUGUGUCAUUGCAACACCCUUCCUUGUAUGUCUAUAGACUCCCACCAAAGUUCAUUGCCACAAUCCAAGCCUGAUAUUUAAUGAUGUCUCCCGAGUUUUGAGACACUUGGACUCGGUUGUCAGUAGUAGUUUCCUCAUUUCUAACUACCAGAUUUAUGACGAUGUCAAACGCAAAGGGCAUAAAGACCACUUAAACCAAAUCAAAGGCACAAAGCUCUUUAAUUUACUAUGCCUCUGGCGCUGUCAGACUGGGAGAUUUGCCUAUUAACUUUCUCAUUUAAGAUGAGACAAAUAAUCUGACAAAGGAAAAUGUUGUGGAAACAGUUAUUGAUUUGAAUUUGAGGUGAAAUUGAUCUCAUUUUGUUGGUGCCUUUUAUUAUAAUGGGUUUUGAUAAAAUCAAGCAUGACCUUAAUGAAUGGUAAGCAGUCUAGGCUUGUUUCAGUGUUCUUUGAUAGGUCAACAGCACUGCUGUUUGUAAGUAGCUAUAUUAUCUGGCUUUCAGUAAAUAUACUACACGGCCCAUGGGAUAUGUAUAAUUAUGUGUAUUUGAAUUAACUUCUCAUUCAUAACCAUCCUGGAAUUACAGAAGCUAAAAAAAAAAAAACCUCACAAAUGAUAAUGUGUGGAAGUGCUUGGCUAAAAUGCAGUAACAUGCUUGAUCAGUGGUAAAUCGGUCAUCAGUUUAAUGAGGUCCAUACAUCAAAUAACCUUUGUUUUCCAUCAUCUUUGUAUUUUUGUUAAGGGACCAAUAUUCUUGGGACACAGGAUUGUAGUUUACUAAAGCUACCGUGCAAACAUUUCUAUGCAGUAUAUGAUUGAGACGGGGCCACAAGACUGAAGUUUGAAGGCUUGCACAUUGCAAAUUGAUUGUUGAUGAAAAGUUGGAUUUUUGCUUUUCUAAUUGAGUUGAUUCGUACUUUGAGUCUGUUGAUAUUCAAAAUAAUGUGCUUUACAAUUUAAUACUUGAAUAAAAUGUUAUGU